This is a messenger RNA of Drosophila bipectinata, 3920 nucleotides long. The record is from RefSeq and is a predicted model, not a curated record. Lineage: Eukaryota; Metazoa; Arthropoda; Insecta; Diptera; Drosophilidae.
AUUCUCGUUCAGUAUCCAAUUAGACUGCGACGGCUGCUUUGCCAAAGAUCGGAGCGAACACACAUUUGGCCGCGAGCGUAGUCCGGACCUUAAGCGGUAAUCCCACACCAGGAGCGGUGGCCAGUUACCGGAUAUUGUCCAAGGUUUGAAACAACAACCACAACAACGUCUGAAAAAGUGGAAACGUCUGAAACAGGCGGCGGGGAGGAAGAGGAAGACGAAGACGAAGAAGAAGAAGCAGCAGCAGCAGAGCUAUAGCUAUAAAGAAGCUAUAGUGGCCGAGGCGAUAUCAAAACCAAUAGGAGGGAGCGUCGGGGCGCACACACAAAGAAACCAAAGACAAAGUCGGCGAGUCUUCGAGUCUUCGAAGAGAAAGGCUGGGAACGACUGGGAAGAAAGAGAGUGAAGAGUGGCCGCAAUAGAGUGGCAGGAGGAGAGAGAGAGCCUGUCAGCCAGAGAGACAGGGACAGAGACGGUGACGGCGGUCAGCGACGUUUGGAAAAAGUCGUUCAAAAUAUUGCGCAUACGCCGUGUGAACCGAAAGCAAAGAACAACAAGCCGUGUGCUCAUCUUUUUUUUAUUUUCUUCUUGGGGCUAUCUGUGCGUAUCGAUCGAGCUUGAUUAAGCCACCACAGACAAAGAGGAGGUGGAGGUAGAGAGCAGCCAAGGAGGAGGAGGAGUGAAAGGAUCGCACUGGACAGGAGCGGUGUGGGUCUGCUGCCGCCAAGGAACCACAUUUCGAACUGCAGCCGGCUAUUAAUCCAGCUUCAAGACGUCUUGCAAACGGCUAAAAAUGGAGAAGACUCCCCGGUACACGCAGCGGGAGCGGAACAUGGUGCUGCGCUAUGCGGCGCAGUACAAGGACGUCAUCGAGAACAAGCGCACGGACGCCGAGUCGAACCGCAAAAAAGACGAAGUGUGGCUGGAGAUCGCCAAGGAGUUUAAUUCCCGGGUCUAUCACCAGCGCAGCGCCAAACAGCUGCGCCAGCUCUACAAGAACAUGAAGCUGCUGCUCAAGAAGGAUCUGUGCGGCGAGGACAAGACAAAUCCCUCGUUCAUGGAUCUGCUCAACAAGCUGUCGCAGCCGGACUCUAUGGCCCAGUACAUUUCCGAUCAGUUCUCGCCCGAUGGCGCGGGCGGAGGCGGGAGUGGCUCCAAGCAAGGCGGUGCCGGAAAUGGCAAUCACGGCGACGACUACGACGACUCCAAGGUGGGUGUGCGACCUGUUCUUCUCGGCCAGCAUGUAACUUACUCCGUUUCUGACCAUUUUCAGCUCCCACACUACGGCGAGGGGAUGGAUACGGAGGUCAUCCUGAUCAAAUCGGAGACCAUCAGCGACAACGAGCAGACGGACAACGGCAUGGACUGUUUGGACGACGACGAUGACGACGACUGUCUGAGUCCCAAGGCGCCCGAAGUCUGCCUCGAGGAAGAGGACGAUGUGCUCUUUCCCACAGACCUGCGCCAGCUGCAGCAAGUCUCCUCUUCGGCUGCCUCGGCGGCGGGAGUUGGGGCCUCCACGGCCUCGCUGCCGGGCAACAUAUUCAGCAACGGCAUUGCGGAUCCUGUGCCACGUGCCGCCAGCUCGCCCGUGUGCUCCACUAAAACCUCGGCAAGCUCCAGCGGCAGCUACGCCCCGGGAACACCAAAGCCAGACAUCACCAUCCAGAACUUGGGACACAUCCGAGUCGGGUCCUUUGCGAACAUAAACAAGACGCUGCAGAACGGCGGUACAAGUUCGGGUGGAAUCCAGUCCGCUAACGGGGUCAACUCCAAUGGAGUACUGUCCCUGACCGCGGAGCAAGUGCAGCAGCACACACUGCUCAAUGGCCUCGGCCUCUCCGCCGUGAACCGUGAACCCCAGAGUCUACAGGCAGCCAUCAAUGCUGCCACAGCUUUCGUCUCCGCAAACAACUCCUCGGGGGUUGCCAGCAGUCGUGGCACCCCACCCACCCUGCAGCUGCCACGCCUACAGAGGGGCAACAACAACAACAACAGCCACACUGGAAACGCCAACAACUCGUCGGUGUCCACGAACGGAGUGCAGCUGCUGCUCAACGGAGGCCACCAUAGCGGGCACCAUAACCAGCACAAUCAGCAUGCGCAUCAGAAGUCUGGAGGCGUGGCAAUCGGAGCAGCCGGCAGCUUCAACGGCUACAAUGGCCUGGCCGUGGUUCCGUGCGCCAAUCUGAACACCAGCAGCGGAUCGGGCAGUGGCGGAAGCAGUGCCAACAGCAGCGGGGCCGGCUUGGGCCUUCACAGCGCAGGUUCUGGAGGCGGAGGGAUCGGAGCAAGCGGCUCCCGCACCCAGCAGCAGGAGCUCAUGAACUCGUUGAGGAUCGAGGAGAGCAAGCGGAAGAUCGACCUGCUGAACGCCCAGAUAGAGUACUGGCAGACCCUGACCCGCAAACUGAACACCCAGACGGGACACCUGCCGAAUCCGGCCUGCCCGUGCCACUUUCCCGGCGCCAAUGCCCUCUCGCCGAGCGCGGCCGGCGUCGGAGCCGGUAGCUCCUCGUCCUCUGUAUCCGCCAGCGUUCUGCAGAGCCAGGCCAGCAGCAGCUAGUCCGCCGGGAAUGGAGAUGGUGGAUGCGGCGGCCUAGAGGAGGAGGACGAGAACGCCAGCGACAGCGACAUCAUCUCCAUAGUGGACAUAGAUGAUGACGACGAUGAGCAGGACGAGGAGGAGCAGGAAACCGACGACGAGGAGGAGAAGGCCAUGGCGUUUUCUGCGCUUCGCCACGAGGACGUCGAGGAGGAUGACUCACAGGAUGCCUUGGUGAAGGAUGUGGGCGUGGUGGGCCCCGCCUCGCCACGAGAAGCCGCCUCCAAGCUGCUGCGCCAGCUCGCCGAGGAACGGUGUUAGUAUUUUUUUCUAGUUCGCAUGCCAUGUAUUAACCUAAGCAGCCACCUUUCAAUCCUAGUUUUAGCCAUUAUCCCGCAGUCGUACCCAUGCCUAUAUAGAAAGAGGAAUAAGUCUAUAUGUGGGUAUGGGUGUAACGUACAGAUAACGUACAAUUAGGCCUAGUUUGAGUGCCAAAAAGGCAGAGAAGCCUUGCCAUCAAGAAAGCUUGCCAAAGGACCCGCUUUUGUGGUCACACCACUCGCAAACGCUAUUUAUUUGCUAACCUACAAGUAGUCCUUAGUCUAAGUUGUUCUUUUUUUUUUUCCUUAUCACUAUUUAAUUAUUUUUUCGGUUUGUUUUGAAUCCGUUUUUGAUGUUAAGUUUUUUUUUGAAGAGCUGCAACCAAAAAUAAGAGAAGAUCUUAACAUUGUACAUUUAUUUUAAAGUUUAUACUAAGUGCUUACUUACUUAAUGAGAACCGAUGCCCCAAAGAGCCGGGAGACGAGAAAACAAAGAACGAAACUGUACAAAUGUGGUUCCUAAUCUAGUCCUUAAAGUCCUUAGGAGACGAAUUAUAAAGAAGCAUCAAGCCGAGAACUUGUAUUAUUUUUAUAGACCUUCAGCCCCGACCAGUUCCUUUCCCGAAACCCCAAAUCCUACAAAAAUGAGAGUACAGAACCCAAAAAAGAAACCUUGCCUAAGAAUCGUAGCUAAUUUAAUGUACUUAAAGAACCAAAAAGAGCGGAAAGCUAAACGCUAAUGAAAUAAAGUCUGUACAGAUAAAAAAAAGUGAAUGUUGAGGAGAGAAACUUGCUAGUCGUCGCUACAUACUUGUAUUUUAGUGUAGGGUACAGCCAUUUAGUUACUAAUUGUACGUGUAAAAUACGAAUAAUUGACUACCCAGUAACCACAAUUUACAAAGGAUCAACCUUACCACACUUUAAAACACAAACCAAACCAAAAAAAAAAACAAAAAACCAAAUGUGGAAAACCGUACAACAACAAAAACACAAAUCUUUAUACAAAUUUUGUAAACAAAUUUAUAAAUAAAACAAUGAAUUUACUUUGUGGCCUA